Solanum verrucosum is the source of this 1342-nucleotide messenger RNA. RefSeq names its product adenosine kinase 2. Gene Ontology annotation, biological process: purine ribonucleoside salvage. Gene Ontology annotation, cellular component: cytosol; nucleus. Bases 57 to 1076 code for a protein of 339 amino acids. The record is from RefSeq and is a predicted model, not a curated record. Gene Ontology annotation, molecular function: adenosine kinase activity. The transcript has 12 exons. Lineage: Eukaryota; Viridiplantae; Streptophyta; Magnoliopsida; Solanales; Solanaceae.
GCAUCUAAUUUGAGAUCUGAAACAAACUCCAAAAACGCAGAAAUAUCAUAUAAAAAAUGGAGUAUGAAGGAAUUCUCUUGGGUAUGGGCAAUCCAUUGCUCGAUAUCUCAGCUGUUAUCGAUCAAGAUUUCCUAAACAAGUAUGACAUCAAGAUGAACAAUGCUAUUCUCGCUGAGGAUAAGCACUUGCCUAUGUAUGAAGAAAUGACAUCCAAAUAUAAUGUUGACUUCAUUGCUGGAGGUGCAACUCAAAAUUCAAUCAGAGUAGCUCAGUGGAUGCUUCAAAUUCCAGGUGCAACAAGUUACAUGGGCUCUAUCGGGAAGGACAAGUUUGGGGAGGAGAUGAAGAAAAACGCACAAGAUGCUGGUGUUAAUGUUCACUACUAUGAGGAUGAGAGUCCAACGGGUACUUGUGCUGUCUGUGUGCUUGACGGCGAAAGGUCGCUGGUUGCAAACUUAUCAGCUGCUAACUGCUACAAGGUUGACCAUUUGAAACGCCCAGAGAACUGGGCUUUGGUGGAGAAGGCCAAGUAUUAUUACAUCGCUGGAUUCUUUCUCACUGUUUCGCCAGAAUCUAUUCAGCUGGUUGCUGAACAUGCAGCUGCUAAGAACAAGGUUUUCUCAAUGAACCUUUCAGCACCAUUUAUCUGUGAGUUCUUCAAGGAUCAGCAAGAGAAAGUCCUGCCGUAUAUGGACUUUGUCUUUGGUAAUGAGACAGAAGCAAGAACCUUCUCUAGAGUUCAUGGCUGGGAGACUGAUAAUGUUGAAGAAAUUGCUGUGAAGAUCUCCCAAUGGCCAAAGGCAUCAGGAACACGCAAGAGAAUCACUGUCAUUACCCAGGGUGCUGAUCCAGUUGUUGUGGCUGAGGAUGGGAAGGUGAAGCAGUUCCCUGUAAUUCUAUUGCCAAAAGAGAAACUUGUCGACACCAAUGGUGCUGGGGAUGCAUUUGUUGGAGGAUUCCUUGCACAAUUGGUCCAAGAAAAACCUAUUGCAGAUUGUGUAAAAGCAGGAUGUUAUGCAUCAAAUGUCAUCAUCCAAAGGCCUGGUUGCACGUACCCCGAGAAGCCUGAUUUUUGAAUGAGGGUUUUCCCUCUUGUGGGCUUGCCAUUUUCUUACUCCAGUUAAUCAGAAAUAUUUUCUGGUUCUUUUAGUAUUUUUGAUUGAGUUAUGCCAGUUGCUAAUGGUAUAUCCAUAUCCUAAUUCUAAUCUCAUAUAUUGCAAGGGAUUUUAUUGAGUAUGUUUUUUCUCCAUCAUUUGAGAAUAACAUUAUAUUGUGAUUGUGUUUUAUUGCAAUUACGAUGGUUCUAUAGUUUUCAUUCGUAAUAAGGAAGUGUGUUAGGGUA